Molecule: messenger RNA, 1014 nt
Organism: Neolamprologus brichardi
Lineage: Eukaryota; Metazoa; Chordata; Actinopteri; Cichliformes; Cichlidae
Product: cytidine deaminase-like
Cellular component (GO): cytosol
Molecular function (GO): zinc ion binding; cytidine deaminase activity
Source: RefSeq, a predicted model, not a curated record
AGCUGAGCUACAACAGGCUCACACACCAACUUUAAAAGACAUCUUAGAAAAUACAACCGUAAUCAUGGCAGGAACCCAGUCCAACAGUGAGGUGAUGCAUAUUGAGGAUCGUGACAUUAAACAUGUUUCCAAAGAGACAGUUGCAAAACUGAUUCAGCUCUCCCACGAGGCGAAGAAGCAAGCCUACUGUCCUUACAGCAAAUUCAGAGUCGGGGCUGCGCUGCUCACCCUUGACAACAGUGUGCAUACAGGUUGUAAUGUGGAGAAUGCCUGUUACAAUCUGGGAAUGUGUGCUGAGAGGAACGUUAUCGCGAAGGCAGUGUCAGAAGGGCACCAACGUUUCAAGGCCAUUGCAAUUGCCAGUGACAUGAGUGACCAGUUCAUUUCCCCAUGUGGAGGCUGCAGGCAGUUCAUGAGAGAGUUUGGAUCAAACUGGGAUGUAUACUUGUCAAAGCCUGAUGGCUCGUAUAUGAAGAUGACUGUGGAAGAGCUUCUGCCAGUCUCCUUUGGCCCCGAAGACCUGACCAAGAAGAAAGUGUCUUACAUUCCUAAUAACAACUGAGCCAGUCUUCUAGUACGAAAACACGCGAGUGUCCGUGACACGCAGCGUACUUCAAGCACAUGCUGAUCAUGCAUUGAUGUAAUGUAGCAGAAGUUAUAUUUAUGGUCAAUAUUUGUUCUUGUAUUAUUUGUCGAAAUGUAAACAAUGUCAAAUAUUUAAGUGUACUCUAAAUACCAAGUGAUGCUAAAAAUAUGUUGUGGAAACAGUGCAUCUGACUCAAAUAGUCAACCAUUUGCCCGCUUGUAUAUGAUGAGCACUGUGUAGAUCCAUAAACAAUGUGUGUCGGUUAAAAGAAGCACAAACAACAGAGAUAUCAAGGUCAAACAUAUUUGCACACUUUAAUAAAUAAACCGUUUUAAAAAGGAAUUUAGUUACACUUCAUUUUAUACAGUUAGAAUGACUUCCAAAAGACAUAGAAGAAUACAAUUAUUAUUUGUUGAGCAGCAAAUUGU